Molecule: messenger RNA, 1510 nt
Organism: Ananas comosus (pineapple)
Lineage: Eukaryota; Viridiplantae; Streptophyta; Magnoliopsida; Poales; Bromeliaceae
Product: FHA domain-containing protein FHA2-like
Exons: 5
Coding region: 303-1346 (347 amino acids)
Biological process (GO): regulation of ribosomal protein gene transcription by RNA polymerase II
Cellular component (GO): nucleus
Molecular function (GO): sequence-specific DNA binding; protein binding
Source: RefSeq, a predicted model, not a curated record
AACAAAGGUAAAGGAGAGAGCAAGAGAGAGAGAGAGAGAGAGAGAGUAAAAGAGGAAACGAGAGAGGGAGAUAGAGAGAGAAAGAGAGCGAGAGAUCAGAUGUUUCGAAUCCUAUCCUCUUAGGAGGGGAAGAUGCAAAUAUGGAUGUAUAAUACGGACUAUCGUAGUGAUACAGUCAGAUCCAGAAGUAUUUUUAUUAGGAUCGCGUAGUAAGCAUCAUAUUGGCAGAUAUGGCUGAUAAUAACUUACUCUAAGAGACGACGAACCUCUUUUACUCUCUCGCUCCAACAACUAUAGUGGUGAUGGCGAUGGUGGGCAGCAGUGGGGCUACCAUCAUUGGGUCAAGUGGCGGGGGCGGUGAGGUUGAAGCUGGGUUUGCAAAGCUCCAAGGAGAGGACUUUGAGUACUACAUGCAAACUUAUUCUAUAAUGCUGGGCCGCAAUAGCAAGAAAUCGACUGUCGAUGUUGAUCUGUCGAGCUUGGGUGGCGGCAUGAACAUCUCCCGCCACCAUGCACGCAUAUUCUACGACUUCCAGCGCCGCCGCUUUGCUCUUGAUGUUAUUGGCAAGAAUGGGUGCCUUGUUGAAGGUGUUCUCCAUUUGCCCGGGAGCCCCCCUGUCAAGUUGGACUCACAGGACCUCCUCCAGAUCGGCGACAAGAAGUUCUACUUCCUCCUCCCCACUCGCUCCAUCUUUGCAUCUGCCGCUGCCGCCCGCCACCACCCUCCUCCUCCCGCCCUUCCCCUGGCACCGAUUCUGCCAUCAUCUUUUCUACGGAAGGGCCGACCGCAUCUGUCUGAUUUCCGUGAUGGUUCCUAUGAUGAGGAUGAUGGUGAGGACGGUGAUGAUGACGAAGAGGAAAGCAUGGAGGAUGGUGCCAUUAAAGGGAUGGUACCGAGGAAGACCAUGAAGAGGUUUUCUGGUGGGUCAGAGGGAUUUGAAGGUUAUGGUGUUGGCCCCGGAGUGGCCGGGCCCUUGGAUAAGAAGUCUGAAACAAGAUCAAGGGCCGAUAGAGAAGCAGAUAAUCAUCAACUACUGCAAUUAGAAGAGAAAGAUGUUGUCUCAUCCGUUGCCACGGUGCUCUCCGAUCUAUGUGGCCCUGGAGAAUGGAUGCCUCUAGCAAAACUUCAUGCGGAGCUCGUUGAACAAUUUGGCAACGUGUGGCACCACAGCAGAGUGAGAAGGUACCUCACAUCCGAGGAGUGGCCGCCAACGGAAACAAAAGGGAGGCCGUGGUUUGGGCUCUUAACAUUGCUUCGAAAGUACCCCGAGCACUUUGUCAUUAACACGAGAUCGAAAGGAAGAGUCACCUCGGAGUUUGUAUCAUUAGUUUCCUUGCUCUCUUAGGACAGUUUUAAGUUAAUUUAACAAUUAAUCAGAGCAAGCUAUUGUUGUAGUUCUCCGGGCCACGCCAUCCCCGCCCAUUUAACUGUUUAAUUUGUAACAUGGAUUGCGAUACUUGGACAAAUAUUGAUUUAGUUAACUUGGUUUGCACAAAUGUUGAUUCUCUC